AUGACGAAAGGUACUUCGUCCUUCGGUAAGCGCCACACAAAGUCGCACACGCUCUGCCGCCGCUGCGGUACCCGUGCCUUCCACAAGCAGCACAAGGAGUGCGCUCAGUGCGGUUACCCGCGCGCCAAGCUGCGGUCGUACGAGUGGGGUCAGAAGGCUAAGCGCCGAAAGACGACCGGCUCUGGCCGCAUGCGCUACCUCAAGACGGUCUCUCGCCGCUUCAAGAACGGCUUCCGCGAGAACACCGUCGCGAAGAAGAUCACGCGGCCCUCGCAGAGUGCAUAA
Messenger RNA from Peniophora sp. CBMAI 1063, 285 nucleotides. NCBI's taxonomy places the organism in Eukaryota, Fungi, Basidiomycota, Agaricomycetes, Russulales, Peniophoraceae. The record is from the annotation of a GenBank genome assembly.